CGUGCGUACUUUUCUCCAUGCCUCGCUAUAAAACCUCCCACGGCGUGAUCCAUCCUGCACCAGCCAGAGCCACCGACACACUACACCGCUAGCUAGCUAGCUGAUACUACAUCAUAAGUAGUACUACGGAGCCAAGCAAUGGCGUCUCUCUACCGAGGCCUGCUGCUGCUGCUGAUGGCGCUUCUCCCAUCCGCCCAUGGAGCAACCACGGCUAGAGGCAAAAUCUCUGCAGCGUUUGUGUUCGGCGAUUCGAUCGUCGAUCCCGGCAACAACAACGACCGGCUGACGGAGGCGAAGGCCAACUUCCCGCCGUACGGGCAGGACUUCCCCGGCGGGGUGGCCACCGGGAGGUUCUCCAACGGGAAGGUUCCCGGAGACAUGCUAGCUGCUAGGUUGGGAAUUAAGGAACUAUUGCCACCCUACCAUGGAAAUGAUCUUCCACUAAGUGAGCUACUCACUGGUGUCGUCUUUGCUUCUGGUGGCAGUGGAUACGAUCCUUUAACUUCGAUACCCGCGACUGCUACAUCGAGUACUGGGCAACUUGAAUUAUUCCUUGAAUAUAAGGAGAGACUAAGAACUUUAGUCGGAGAAGAGGAGAUGACACGUGUUAUCUCUGAAGGCAUAUACUUCACAGUCAUGGGGGCAAAUGACCUUGCAAAUAAUUAUUUUGCAAUCCCUUUGAGGCGCCAUCAAUAUGACCUUCCUUCGUACGUGAAAUUUCUUGUCUCUUCCGCCGUCAACUUUACCAUGAAAUUAAAUGACAUGGGUGCAAAGAAGAUUGCAUUCAUUGGCAUUCCACCAAUUGGAUGUUGUCCCUCGCAAAGAGAACUUGGAUCAAGAGAAUGUGAGCCCAUGAGGAAUCAAGCAGCAAAUCUAUUUAAUUCUGAAAUAGAAAAGGAAAUACAUCGGCUAGAUGCAGAACAAAAUGUUCAAGGCUCCAAGUUUAUUUAUCUCGAUAUAUACUACAAUCUUCUUGAUCUCAUUCAGCGACCUGGUUUUUAUGAUUUCAAGGAGGUAACCGAAGGAUGUUGUGGCAGCACAGUGCUAAAUGCAGCAAUAUUCAUUAAAAAUCACCCUGCAUGCCCAAAUGCUUAUGAUUACAUUUUCUGGGACAGCUUUCAUCCUACCGAAAAGGCCUACAACAUUGUGGUUGAUAAACUAUUUCAGCAAAAUAUGCAGUACCUGAUGUGAAGAAACUCACUCUCAAUGGACGCAUGAACAAAUAUUAUUAGGAACUGCAAUUAAUUUGUUUGAUAGUACUCACUGGCACUAUUAGGACUGCCUAACCAUUCAUCCAAACUUGUACCGCCGGUGAAAGUUGGCUCCUUCUGAAAUGGGUAAAGGCUAGAGGUUCAUGAAAUACAUAAGAAAUUUGUUUCGGUAGUCUCAAAAAUGUAUCUCCGUAUAAAUUAUCAUGAUAUUCAUGGGA
Molecule: messenger RNA, 1429 nt
Organism: Aegilops tauschii subsp. strangulata
Lineage: Eukaryota; Viridiplantae; Streptophyta; Magnoliopsida; Poales; Poaceae
Product: GDSL esterase/lipase EXL1
Molecular function (GO): hydrolase activity, acting on ester bonds
Source: RefSeq, a predicted model, not a curated record